Messenger RNA from Candoia aspera, 1635 nucleotides. RefSeq names its product keratin, type I cytoskeletal 19-like. Gene Ontology annotation, biological process: epithelial cell differentiation; intermediate filament organization. Gene Ontology annotation, cellular component: cytoskeleton; keratin filament. NCBI's taxonomy places the organism in Eukaryota, Metazoa, Chordata, Lepidosauria, Squamata, Candoiidae. The transcript is spliced from 7 exons. The record is from RefSeq and is a predicted model, not a curated record. Gene Ontology annotation, molecular function: structural molecule activity. Bases 1 to 1626 code for a protein of 541 amino acids.
AUGAGCUGUGGUCCAAGGCACACGGUCCUAACAGCUGGGAGAAACAGCAGUGGGAGCUGCAAUCUUGGAGUGGGGGUUUCUUCUGUUGCCUCUGGGCGGUAUACUUCUUGUGGGAUAGCCAAUGAAAGAGCUAGCUUCUCUGGACGGAGUCAUCUUGCUGGAAGAAGUCAUUUCUCAAGUGGCAGUUGCAGUGGGGCAUUUGUUGGUGGUGGGCAUGCUGGGGCAAAUGGUAGCUUUGUGGCCACCUCUGCUAGAAAUGGUAUGGUAGGUGGUGCUGGUGGUGGUCAUGUAGGUGUGGUUGGUGGUAUUCCUGGUGGUAUGGUAGGUGGUGCCCAUGGUGGCAUGGUUGGUGCUGUGCCUGCUGCUGUAGUUGGUGGCAUAGGUGGUGUAGUUGGUGCUCCUCAUGCCACUAUGGUAGGUGCUCCUUGUGGGGUGGUUGGAGCUGUCCCUGCUGGCAUGGUAGGUGGCAUUGCUCACCCAGGUGUUGUUGGUGGCAUGGGUGGUGUGGUCCCCAACCCUGGAAUGGUUGGUGGAUUGGUGGGAGAACCUGUUUGUGGAGGUGUUUUCACUAACCUUGAUGGGAAGAUGACCAUGCAGAACCUCAAUGACCGCCUGGCCAGCUAUCUGGACAAAGUCCGAUGCCUGGAGGAGGAAAAUGCUGAGCUUGAGUGCCGAAUCAGGGAAUUUUAUGCCAAGCAAGGCCCUCUGUGUGAACCAAAGGACUAUAGUCAUUACCAUCAACAAAUUGAAGAUCUGAAAAACCAGCUUAUUUGUACAAGUGUGGAGAAUAACAAACUCCUUCUGUGCAUUGAUAACAGCAAGCUGACUGCUGAUGACUUCAGAACCAAGUAUGAGACCGAAUGCUGCCUCCGUCAGAAUGUGGAGGCUGAUAUCAACGGCCUGCAUCAAAUCCUGGAUCAGAUGACUGCCUGCAGAUCUGACCUGGAUAUACAGUGUGAGAACCUGCAGGAUGAGCUAUGCUGCCUGAGGAAAAACCACCAGGAGGAAGUUGUCUGCCUGAAGAACCAGGCUUCUGGAGAUGUCAGUGUGGAAGUGAAUGCCUGUCCUGGGCCAGAUCUGAAGAAAAUCCUGGAGGAGAUGAGAUGCAAGUAUGAAACAAUGAUUGAAGGAAACCGCAAGGAAGUAGAAGCAUGGUAUGAAUCCAAGAUUGAGGAGGUGAACCGUGAUGUCUGCACCAGCAGUCAGGAGAUUGAAGAAAGCAACAACAAGGUCACUGAAUUGAGGCGCCAACUGCAAGCCCUGGAGAUUGAGUAUGAUGCCCAGUGCAGCCUGAGGGACACCCUGGAAGCUUCCCUGGGUGAAACUGAACUUCGCUACAACAGCCACUUGGCUGAGCUCCAGGAGCGCAUCUCCUGCCUGGAGCAGCAGUUGGCAGAACUGCGGUCGGAGAUGGAGUGCCAGAACCACGACUACACGGAGCUGCUGGAUGUCAAAAGCCGCCUGGAGAAAGAGAUUGCCACCUACCGGGGCUUGCUGGAAGGGGGACAACAUGACAUUGUUGGAGGAGGGGGAGUCAACAGAAGCAGUAGUGCAAGAUCCAAUGAAACUCGGACGUCCCACGCUUAUGUGACCCAUUCAUGCCAUGGAGCCCAUUCGCACCACUAGAGCACAUGA